AUUUUAUUUCCUUUCUUUUACCUACUUUUGUUUUAUACUAAAUUAUGAGAAAAGCAUUUAUAAUAAGCGUAUUGCUUUCAUUUGUAUUAUCAGCUCAAACAGUUUUGAUACCUCCUCGUUUCGGAUCAAGUUGCGCUUAUACAUUUCAAAAGAUUUAUUGUUAUGGCGGAAAGCUUGACGACGUACAAUACAAUAAUGACAUAUAUGCAUUGGAUCUAAAAGACAUAUCUGCGGGACUAUCAGCAGAUUUAAGAUACAAAUGGGACUUGGUCAAUGUAAGUUCAAGUAUAGGUGUUCCUCGAGACGAAUACAGAUAUGCCAGUCAGUUUGUUUCAUUACCCGAUGGAUCUUUAUUUUUUGAUGGCGGAUACAAUGAGAAGAACCCACUUGUAGCCAGAAAUGCGACUUAUGAUCCACAAAGAAAUAAAUGGAUAUCAUAUCCCGGUCCCGGUUAUAACGAUGUUCUAAAUGGAGGAUAUAGACAAAUAUAUUCCGCAGCAGCGGCAUAUGUACCUGAUACUAAUAGCAUUAUAUUUUGUGGAGGAAGACAAUUGAAUGCUGCUAUAAACUAUACUUACAAAAACCCUAAAGUUCUUGGUAAUCUGACAUAUGAAACAAUAUCAAAACAGAAUUCCACAAAAACCCUAGUUGAAAGCAUUUAUGGAUAUUACAACGUAACCGAACUAAACCUUGAUACAAGAAUAUGGACCACCCGAAAAAGCAAUCCUUUGGGUGUAAAUGGCUCCCCAAUUAUAAUGAGUGAUUGGACAGCAACAUACCAUCCGGGAACCAAAUCGAUAAUUUACUUGGGAGGACUUGAAAGUAGUCAAUACAAUCUUAAAGGUUCGCCGAGAUCUUUAGGCGAGGUUUUCUCUUACGAUACUCAAAAUUCCUCAUGGACUUUACACCCAACCAACGGAUAUGAUAGGCCAACAGCCAGAUUUGGGCAUUCUGCAACAAUGUUAAGUACUGGAAAUAAUAUUAUCAUGUAUGGAGGCGUUCAGAAGUCUAGCUAUGGAAGUGUGGACGGAGAGCUUGUAUCCGAUUAUGUAUAUAAUUUAGAUUUGAGAAACUUCACAUGGUUAUCUUACAACAAACCAUCAGGAUCCAUAGGACCUAGAGCCUUUCAUUCAGCUGUUCUUGUUAAUGGGACGAAUUUGUUUAUAAUGUUUGGUAAAAAAAAACAGGGUUAUUGGAGUCGUAUUGUUGCUGCAAAUGAAAUUAUGGUACUGAACAUAACAAGCAUGUCGUUUCUGGAGGCUUUGAGUAGAUAUCCCAGUCCUAUAACCGCUGUUCCUGUUAGUACGACAACGGUUAGUGGUCUUGCUGGUGGUGCUAUUGCUGGAAUAGUUGUUGGUAGUAUUGUGAUGAUCGGUCUUGUUGCCGCAGUGGCGAGAUAUUUUAAAAAAAGAAAGGAGAAGGGAGAAGAAACUACACAGCUUCGCAACAAUUGGGAUAGACGAGACGGUGAGCAUAGAAGGGACACACGGUCCGGUACAAACUCUACGAAUAUGAACAAUACAAGGACCUCAACUAACGAUGAAGCAAGUCAAUCUCUUUAUAACUAUUCGCCAACUUUGGUAGAAGCAACGUUAGUAAGACACUAAUUCUUAACUAUGCCCACUAUUAUUUGCAAGCAAUACCAAAGUCAGUGAUGCCUAAAUUGAUCUGUAAAAAAUUAUUUCCAAUAAAAAAUAUAAUUACUCCAACAAGUUGCC
This is a messenger RNA of Mucor mucedo, 1718 nucleotides long. RefSeq lists its product as uncharacterized. Bases 45 to 1607 code for a protein of 520 amino acids. The transcript is spliced from 9 exons. Lineage: Eukaryota; Fungi; Mucoromycota; Mucoromycetes; Mucorales; Mucoraceae. Gene Ontology annotation, molecular function: protein binding. The record is from RefSeq and is a predicted model, not a curated record.